Molecule: messenger RNA, 2081 nt
Organism: Eremomyces bilateralis CBS 781.70
Lineage: Eukaryota; Fungi; Ascomycota; Dothideomycetes; Eremomycetales; Eremomycetaceae
Product: chitobiosyldiphosphodolichol beta-mannosyltransferase
Exons: 3
Coding region: 188-1609 (473 amino acids)
Cellular component (GO): endoplasmic reticulum
Molecular function (GO): mannosyltransferase activity
Source: RefSeq, a predicted model, not a curated record
GUUCUCAGAUAUUGGAUAUUGGAUAUUUCUCCUGAACCUGUUACCAUCACAUCCUAUUCGUGUCCUAUUUCAUGUCCCUCAAAUCUAUGAAGUGGUAGCCAUUGGAGCCGAGAUCCAGCAUGGGUUUUGUUGUGUUGCUGCUCGAUAUCGGUGCCUAGUUUCCACAGUGCAUCACAGAGUGGUUGCAAUGGAGUACCUCGAGAUCCUCCUGAGCUGUGCUGUGCUACUGUCUACAUUAUUCACAGGAUUCCUCCUUAUCCUCCCUUCACAGUAUAAAGAGCAUGGACAAACUAGCACGACAUCUAGGGGAUUGGAUCCCAAAUCAAAGAAGUCGGAUAGGACAAAUACAAAGCCUCCGCCCACCCCGUUUCAAAUCGUCGUGCUAGGUGAUAUCGGCAGAAGUCCAAGAAUGCAAUAUCAUGCUUUAAGUAUAGCUAAGCACGGGGGUAAGGUAGAUGUCAUCGGAUAUUUAGAGUCUGAUGUCCAUCCAGACAUAACGGCCACGGAAAACAUACAGAUCAUACCCAUCACCCCAGUUCCGAAAAGGUUCCAAGCAUCUAGCAAGCUAUUGUUUCUAGUCCUAGGACCGUUGAAAGUGUUGCUUCAAGCGUGGUAUUUAUACUCUGCCCUGGCAUAUUCUACGAAGCCAGCGAAAUGGGUUCUCGUCCAGAAUCCACCUUCAAUACCGACAUUGGCUGUGGCGCUAUUUGUUUGCUUCUUCCGGAAUUCCAACCUUGUGGUCGAUUGGCACAAUUUCGGAUAUUCCAUCCUUGCCAUGAAAUUGGGAACGAGGCACCCAUUGGUCCAAGUCUCACAGAUAUACGAGACUCUACUCGCGAAAUACGCGACUUCUCACUUCUGCGUCACUAAAUCGAUGGGAAGGUACCUUAAGAAGACCUCCGGCAUCGAUCCACUUACGUUGCAUGAUCGGCCACCUGCGAUCUUCAAGCCUCUGAGCCGGUCGGAACGUCAGAAUGUCUUGAAAAGACUACCGCAAACAAGCCCAUUCGAGGACGAGAUUGAUAGUGGAAGGACGCGGCUAAUAGUUAGCUCCACAUCCUGGACCGCCGACGAAGAUUUCUCCAUCUUACUCGACGCGUUGACGGUAUAUUCAUUGAGGGCGUCCAUGGUUGGCUCCUACCCCCGACUGCUUGUCAUGGUUACUGGCAAAGGCCCCUUGAAAGACCAUUAUCUCAGCAAGAUCAAAGAGCUCGAAUCGCAAGGCAAAUUGCACCAUGUUCAAAUCCGAACCGCCUGGCUAUCAGCCGAAGACUACGCCUCUCUCCUCGGAGCUGCCGACCUCGGUGUCUCCCUCCACAUGUCAUCUUCGGGCUUAGACUUGCCGAUGAAAGUUGUGGACAUGUUCGGUGCGGGUCUUCCUGUUGCGGGCUGGAGCAAAUUCGAAGCGUGGCCGGAGCUGGUGAGGGAAGGGGUGAAUGGAAGGGGAUUUGCGAGCUACAUCCAGCUCGCUGACCUACUUGAAGAGCUGUUUGUUGAUGGCACUGCGGCUUUGGAGAGGAUACAGCAAGGAGCAUUGAAGGAGUGCGAAAAGCGCUGGGAUGCUGAAUGGGAUGCUGUCGCUGGGAGGUAUUUUGGAUUACUGACUUGACACAAGUUUCUGGAGCGAGGUUCUUGUCACGAUCCAGUAUGAGAGCAGACCUUUGCCUCUUCGACAAUGGUCUUGGAUGGUGCGAUUUUUGUGCCGCGGCCACGUGGUGCUGCUUCAUGUCCCAAAUAUGUGAAGCAAAUCUUCUCCUUUCACAUGACCAGUCGAUCCAGCGCAAUGGUUGGCGCGAGGAAGGGUCUUUGUUGUUCCCCUAUGGCCAUUGCCAUCUCCAUCCUAUGAAGAAUUUGUUCUGAGGCUGGUCGAUAUCUGGAAAGCCGUGGUGAUAAACUCUCUCAGAUCAAUGAGUCGCGCGGAGACGCUGAAUACAUGUGCCAUAUCAACACUGGUACCAGGAGUAAACAACAAUAUAACGAGACAGUUCUCGCUUGGUGGGAUGACAGCGGAUUCAUCUCUUUGUCUACAGCUACGGCACUGUCACCCUGCGCACAAUUAUUGCCCAAAUACUCCGUAGACC